AUGGCUCAUUCGUUGAUGUCAGCAGAGGUGCCCAAGCGUUCCAUUGAGGAAUACUUGAUGUUCUUUAGGCAAUGUACCAAGAAAUCUGCUGUACAGUGGCAGGCAGUGCUAAGAAGGACCUACCCCUGGUUUCAGCAUGGAUACAGACUCUUUGAGAAAGAGCCAGAAGAAGAAGAGGAAAGAAUUGAAUUUAUGAGGAAAUUUCUGAGUGUGAUGCUGCCUCAGAACAUGCCAUUUGGUGGAGGCAAACCUCCCAACUAUUAUCUGGGGGCAGAAGAGUUGCAACGUGCUACCUCUUGGAGGGAUUCAGACGAUUUGGAUGUACAUAAAGACUGCAGAUGUUCGGCUAGGUUCCAAGGUUUUUCUGCCUUAAGCACUGCCCUCAAGGUGCUUUUUGAUGGCUGGGACUCCUGGGCCGUCUAUGCAGGGGCAGAGGCCAAGAGCUUUAUGGUGCAGAUGAUGAAAGAUAUUAAUGCACAAGUUAUUGAAGAUCCUUCUAUGACUCGGGACAUUGGAAGCCAGACUGUGCAUUCUGGAGAAGUGAUUGAUGAGGAAGAUCAUCACGAGUCCUUGGUAGAGCAACCAGCUGUUGAGGCCACUCCUUCUAUUAGAAGAAAAAGAAAAGAGGUUGCUCAUGUUCAAGGCAGUACUAUCCAGCCUAAACCUUUUGCUGAAAGCCCUCCUCCACCUGCUACUAGGUCAAAAAGGCCUAGAAAGAGGACUGGAGUUGAGUUUGACGAGAUUGAAGAGCCUGCAGCUGCUUUUGAAGCUGUUGAGCAAGAGAAAGGACAAGAAAAAGAAGAAGAUGUGCCUCUAAAAGAGAAGGACAAAGAGCCUGAAGAAGAGGAGGAGAUCCCUGCUGAGGCAUUAGCAGAAACCAUUGCCUUGGCCAAACAACAAGAAGAAGCUCAGAGGGCAGAACCCACAAGUUUAGAAUUUGCUUUAUUUGAUGACGUGGAGGCAGAACAUUCUGCUGCUGUCCCAGAGCUUGAGAUAGAGGCAGAACACUUUGUUGUAGUUCCUAUUCCUGAGAUGCCCGUCCAUUCUUUCCCAGGUUCAUCUACCAUGGCUUCCUUUGCUGAUUCAGAAUUGGCAGAGUUUGAAGCUAUGGACUUGGAUGCCCAGUUGGACAAACUGGAGAAGCUUAGCUCCACUCAUGGCAAGGCAAAAUCCAAGGUAGUGGAUAGGGUAAAGAUUUGGCAAUCCACUGAAUUAGAUUUGGAUGAAAACCAAGAAGCUGUUGACCAACUGAUGAAAGACCUGGACCUGCUGCAUAGAGAGAACAUAACUCCUGGGCCCAUUCUUAAAAUCAACUUGGGCUUGGCAAUAGACGUGCUCAAUCUCCACAACCGCUAUGAAGAUCUUAAGCCCUCCUUUAAAGCCUCCGAGUUCUGCAAGGCCACUCAUGAAGUUACAAGGAAGUCAAGACUGCUGCUGACAAGCUGGAGAAGCAGAUUGAAGAACUCCAAAAAACAAUUGGCUGGGCUGAGGGAAAGGCAGAACAAACUUGGGGCUGGACUAGGCACCAAGACCAAGAACAUUUUCCUUGUGCAGCACAUGCUAGCUGCCUCUAGGCCAACAUUGGAGAUUGCAGAGGCCUCUCUCCAUCAAGGGAUGCUUCUCCAGCAAGAAAUCUUUACCAAGAAGACCGGAUUCAAGAAACUUUAA
Prunus armeniaca (apricot) is the source of this 1668-nucleotide messenger RNA. The record is from the annotation of a GenBank genome assembly. NCBI's taxonomy places the organism in Eukaryota, Viridiplantae, Streptophyta, Magnoliopsida, Rosales, Rosaceae.